Molecule: messenger RNA, 861 nt
Organism: Galendromus occidentalis (western predatory mite)
Lineage: Eukaryota; Metazoa; Arthropoda; Arachnida; Mesostigmata; Phytoseiidae
Product: ribonuclease DdI
Exons: 8
Coding region: 1-861 (286 amino acids)
Biological process (GO): RNA catabolic process
Cellular component (GO): extracellular region
Molecular function (GO): RNA binding; ribonuclease T2 activity
Source: RefSeq, a predicted model, not a curated record
AUGUUCAACCAAGUCAACGCCGUGCUGGCGGCCUGUGCCGUUGCUGGUCUCGCUCUGGGUGGCGUUGUCGCAGCUGGCGGAGGCUCUCCCGACGCUUGGUCGAGAGCGCCCAGUCCAGGGCGCUCGUCCGUGAAUCCUACACCUGAUCCUGCCCCUCAAGCGCCCCCGAGGAGAAGGCGUCCUUCCCCCCCGAACCGCUCAUCCCCACCGAGGAGUCCAUCUCCGCACAGAGACGGUUCUCCUGACGGAUCGUAUAGCCAUCUCGUUCUAUCGCUCCAAUGGCAUGGAGGCGUUUGCGCGGAUGGGAAGAGCGACGAUAGGCCGUGCGUCGGAGAGAGCAAGCGGGACACGUGGACCAUUCACGGGCUCUGGCCAAGCCAGGGUUUCAGCUCCCCGUCAUACUGUUCCGAAGAAGCAUUCGACGGUAGACGCCUCGAGAAACUGAAAGGUCAGCUCAAUCAGAACUGGCCCUCGUACACUGCGACUCAAGACCGUUACUUCACCUUUUGGAGACACCAAUGGCAGAAACACGGCACCUGCGCCAAUGAUGUUCCCCAGUUGAACAGCCUCGUGAAGUUCUUCGAGACCACUCUCAAACUAGCGAAGCAACACGACAUCAAAAAAUAUCUGGAGAACAGCAAUAUCAGGCCAAGCAGGCAACAGACGUACCAGCCCCAACAAAUCAUGAGGGCAUUCGCCGAUGAUUUGCCGUCCAAGCUCGACGUCGUCUGCAGUGACUUCAGGGGUAAAUCUGUUCUUUCUGAGGUCCGUCUCUGCUUCGACAAAUCCUUGAAGCCCAUAGACUGCAGGGGUCAAAGUUCACGUUGCGGGAACCAAAUUUACUAUCUCCCCGUUCAGUGA